AUGAUUGCCGCGCCGGGCGUCGGUUUCCCUCCCCUUCGGAGGUCGUCGAACGGCAGCCUGCAGCGACGGGCUGUAUCUCGGACUGUAAUGGCUGUUUCUGAAGCCGUGGGAAGGAAUGAGACGACGGCGACCUCUAAAAGGCCGGUUUACGUGCCUACUCCCAGCAACAGAGAGCUCCGGACUCCUCAUAGCGGGUAUUGUGCUUACCCCCUCAGUUUUUAUUGCCUCUCUCUGAAACUGAUGAAUAAUUAUCAUGUGAUAUGAUCGUUAAAGGGUGAUGUACACAUCCAAAUCAGGUAGAGAUCGUUGGAAGGUUCAUUUGAUCGUUUUUAGUUACUCCUUCCUCAAUCUUUAAAUGAUCGGAUUCCUCAAUUAUUUGGUAUCUCUGAUUUUGGUGUAUUUCACUGUAAUAUGUCUUGUCUCCACGACUCUGCAUCAGGUUCCAUUUUGAUGGAACGUCGCGCCAAUUCUUUGAAGGCUGGUACUUCAAGGUUUCAAUUCCAGAAUGUAGACAAAGCUUCUGCUUCAUGUACUCAGUAGAGAAUCCUUCUUUCACUAAGCCACUGGGAACGUUAGAAGGUGUCGUAUAUGGGACUCGAUUCACAGGAGUAGGGGCUCAAAUUCUCGGUGCAGAUGACAAAUAUAUUUGCCAGUACUCUCAAGAAUCCAAUAACUUUUGGGGAAGUAAGUUCCUUCGCCCGUUAUUCCUUGGAUUGUUUUCUUCGUGUGCUGUGAUAUGUUAUUGUUUACAGUUCGAGAGAUGCGCGUCCUAUAAGCUGGUCCCCAUUAAAAACCUUCUUGAUAUCAAUUUGUUACCUCCAAUGUGCCAAUGACUCACAACUGGGAAUCGUUGGUGCUAUAGAGCUUCUUAUUGAAAUAAAAAAGUGUAUUAUCUUCUCUCUACAAGCCAGCCUGAAUGUUUGAGUAGGCUUCACAGGAGAUUUAGCUGUAACUGCCUGCACAAAGUGAGCAGCCAUAUUUGACAAUCCACUUCGAGAUAAAGUAUUUGUAUGAAAUGUGGAACAUGUUCAUUUCGUAUUCAAUGAAAAACAUGAUGUCAUAUUCAAAAGCAACAACACUUGUGAGUCGUUGAUAUAUGUAAUGAAACAAAACACGCAUUGAAGUCGUUCUUUUUUUCGAAACAUAUGAGGGUCUCUCUUUGCUUGUAAGUUUCGCCUGAUUUAUUUUGUGAUUCCCCCUGCCUUACCUUCAUGUCCAGUCGCCCAAAUCUCCUUUUACGGGAGCUUUUAUUUCACUUAGAGUUUCUAUCUUCCAUUUCUGGGCAUGUCAGCUAUUUGGAGAAAUACGAAUUAUGUUCCUUUCAGAAGCAAGGCAAUUUCUCUCUUUUUAGAACUUUUGAGUAUGUGAUUGAUACUUAUUAAAUUCCUCCAUGUGGUGUCUCAUUGUUGCAUAGGCAGGCAUGAAUUAAUGUUGGGGAACACUUUUACUGCAAAGGAGGGUUCAAAGACCCCAACUGGGGAGGUUUCACCUGCGGUAAAUUUCUUUCACUUUUCAUUUGAGUUGGUCCUGGUGAGACGUAUGCCAUCUGUUUAAUGCUUUGUGAUUUUCAUGUCACUGAACAAAAACAUAUUUACCAUCACUACUUGAAGAAAUGUUGUAAAAUGCACACGGGAUAUUGGAUUUUUUUUUUUUAAUUCUUUAACAUAUUCUAUAUUGAAUUUCGAGGAAAUGGGUUUGGUUAUGCAAAGAAUUAUAAUGAUACCUAAUUUUAAGCUUAAUUAAUGCUAUUUCCCAAUACCUGGAUUUUAUUAUUUCUUAUGAACGUUUCACAGUGGAAGUUUCAAUGCUUGAAGUAUUAGUUUGUGAUAGUUAGGACUCAGUUAUUAAUUGCAAUAUAAUUAGGAAGAAGACAACAGGAAAAAGAUUGCCGUUUAGUAGAACGUUAUUAAAUUUAUGCAAUUUAACGAGGAUUUCAGAAUGCUGGUCGAUUCAAACUAAGAUGCAUCAUCAUGGACUCAGCUGUAAUUGUACAGAUCUUAAUUUAUUUACUUUUCCAUGAAAGCAAAGCAUUUUCCAUCGAACUCAAAGAUAUUGUCAUCACUUCUUCUAUAACCAAAGGAAAAUUUGAUAUCAUCUUCUAUAUCCACCAUAUUAUAACAAAAUUCUGGGUAUCAGGUUUGCUAUCUUGGCCUGUUUUUGUCACUCAUGUAAGUGAGUGACAAAAUUCUGGGUAUCAGGUUUGCUAUCUUGGCCAAAUCCAUGUAAGUGAGUUUGGCUUUCAACCUCUUUUGAAUUGCGAUUCACACCCAGAUUGGCUGCUCAUCAUAACCGCAUCAUCGGAUCGAACUUUAACAAAAAAAAGAUUCACCAAUAUAUUGCAUGAAAGAGGAGUCAGAUAGUGUCAAUGACGUUUCAAAUACAUGGAUCGGCACAUUUAUGCCUAUAAUGCAUGGAAACCAGUGUGUUAUCUACCAUGCCUAUCUAAUUUGGUCUAGUCUGAUGCAUUGGAAGUCUCUUAUCUCUUAUUUUUGUGAAGUAUGAUAUGCUCAUUUGGGGAUUUGUCGUGUAGGAAUUUAAUAGAUGUGUCUCAGAAGGCUUUCAGGUCACACCAAUCUGGCAUCAAGGUUUCAUACGUGAUGAUGGAAGGUAUCGGUUUAUAUUUCGUAUGAAAGUCAUAUAGAUGCUAAACUUGUUAAUUAUCGUGGUCAGUUAUUUCAACUAUCCCCAACAUUUCUUCUUUUCUUAGAAUUUGCUAGAACUGUCCGAACAGUGGCAAAAUUACUUCCAUCGUCAAUAAUUUCUAAUUGUGACCAGUUUCCUCUCUAUUGGUGUAUUUGGUCUUGGAUGUUGACAUUGUUUAGGUCAUUGCAAGUAUCACUUUUUCCACAUGAUAAAAGGUAAAUGAAGUAUGAGCAAAGGAAGAAACUAUUUUAGAAGUUUAUGUUGAUAGCAGAUGUAUCUCUUGUAUAUCCAUGCUGCAUGGUCAUCACAUGAGUAUAUAACUCUUAAGAUUUCUAAAUCAUGAUGCACCAUGCAUGAGCACUCACACUGUGAUGAUGAUCAUCACGGGAACUUGUCGCCUGAGGUUAUAUUGGGAAAGAUCAUGUAGGGUUGUCCACCUAUAUAAGGGGUGAUAAAUGUCAAUGAAAAGUGAGGUUGUUCUCUCUCCUCUUCUCUGUCAGAUGAGACACCAGAAAGUUCCUCUUUCACUCUGUCUUUUCCCUCUCUUAGUAAUGUAUAAAUGUGUUUUAUAUAGGUUUAGUGAUUAGAAAAAAAUCCUUUAUAGUUUGUGGCUAGUUUUUAUGUGAAAAUAUUAUAAUUAUAUACCGGACUCUAAUAUAGAAUGAAAAGAAAAAGCUGAAUGAAAUCCAAUCAAUAAUUUUAUAUCACAGGCUAGUACAUUCAUGAUAAUUUCCGGAGAUUUUAUUUAUUUUUCUGCGUCCCAACAUACAGACGGUUGCUGUUUUUUUUCCUAAUAUGUAAUUUUUUUUAAUAGGUCAAAUUAUCUGCGAACUGUAAAAACUGCACGUUGGGAGUACAGUACUCGUCCCGUUUACGGUUGGGGUGAUGUGAAAUCGAAACAAAAGUCAACAGCCAGUUGGCCUGCUGUGUUACCCGUGUUUGAACCGCAUUGGCAAGUCUGCAUGGCGGGUGGAUUAUCAACAGGUGAGAGAAGAUUGAUUUAUUGCUUGUUGUGAUUAUCAACAAGUCUGCCCUUCCUAGAUGGUUUAUAAAACUGUUGCCGAAAAAUUAACAUUGCUGCUGAAUCAAAUGUGGGCUGUGGUUCAUUUCAGUGAGAAGGUAAAUGCCUUCAUUUAGCACCAGCUUUUCUUGCGUCAUGCUGGAAGCCGUUGGUACCGCUUAUAUUCUUGAAUAUAUACUGGAGCAUACAAUACCUUAACCAAGCUAUAUCAUGGCCUUGGAUAUGAUAUGCUAGUUGUUUCGAGAUGCGAAACAUCCAUUUUUACCAAUUAGAUUGAACCAUUUUGACGCCAGUAACCUACUUCAGAGAAAGGUAUGCUAUGGUUAAGUUAGAAACUUCAAUAUUGGACAGAUUCUGUGUUGGACAGAUAUACCACCUUAAUGCUCCAAAAUGUUGUCUUGCCGGUGGGAUCAUCAUUUUUCUGCAUCAUGUUUCUUUCUUUUACUUUCUACGUUUAUGCAACCUUUAACUCGUAUAUGCGGUGUAAGUAUGGUUAAUCUUUCAUCUAUCCUUUCUGUGAAUUGUGUUGUUUCCGCAUUCUUCUCAAAACAUCCACAGGUUUUCCCUUUGGACUUCUUUUGCAGGCCUUGGGUAAUCUUCGUGUUUUAGUUUCGGGACACUGAAUAUUGAAGAGCCUAUUUUUUUAAUCCCUAACAGUGGAUUAUACCUGCUGAAAUUAUCAUAUUAUUUGCACACGGAUACACAGAGAUUCUGCACAUAUACUUUCAGACUUUUAAAUGCUUGCCUAUGAAAAUGUCAGGUUGGAUUGAAUGGGAUGGGGAGCGUUUUGAAUUUGAAGAUGCUCCUUCAUACUCUGAAAAGAAUUGGGGUGCAGGCUUCCCGAGAAAGUGGUUUUGGGUAUGUUUUUUUUUUAUGAAAAAUAUUUUGGAUAAAGGAGCUUGCACUUUCGUGCAAUAUGUAUCGUAUGUAAUGAAUAGUGCAUUAAUAAAUUAAUAAACUUUUAAUGAUGAGAAAUCUUGAAAGUCUGGUACCUUUGUGUAUUUUUGUAUGAAAUUGAUUUUUACCUUCGAAGCAAUUUGCUAGUAGCUAAUAUCAGUUCGCCAUUUAUUUAUGCAUUUGUAAUAAACAAAACGAUAUGCCAAGAGAAAAGCUUACCGGAUAAACCAAACUGUUGAAGCAGCUGCAUGUCUACCAAUGUGUUUAUUUUUCUCUUGGGUUCAUAGUAAUUAUCAGUACUUUGAUAUAGUUUCGCUAUUUUAAGCAUGAUUUUAUUAUUAUGAUCAUUUCAGGUACAGUGUAAUGUCUUCAAAGGUGCCAGUGGAGAAGUCGCUUUGACCGCUGGUGGUGGACGGAGGCUGCUACCUGGAUUGUCUGAUAUCUAUGAAAGCACUGCCAUGGUAUGCCACAUGAAGAUCCAUCUAUUCCUUUUUUUUUCUUCCAAAUUCUUGAAUUUUGUUAUCUAAUGGGAAGCAGCUACAAAGAUCCGUAAUCUUGAUUUCUUCUGAUGAUUCUCCGGGUCUUCAUCAUAAAAUUCCAGGUCACAGACAAAAGUUUUAAGAACUACUGGUAACUCUUCAACUGGGAGGAAAUAUGAAAUUUAUUCUGACCAAACUUGUCGGCAACUUUGAUGGGGUUCCAUGCAUCAGUUACCUUUAAACGUGGGCGAAAUUCUUGACUAAAUAUCUAAGGGUUUCAAUGGGCUGGAUAAGCCCAAAUCCCAACUAAUUUUUCCUCGGCUUAGGUCCCUACGUAGGGCCUCGUGCAUCACAGGGGUUUGACUUCGAGUCCAUUUGCCAUGUUUUUCUCUUGGUCUAGGAUAAUACUUGGCUUAGAAAGACUUGGUACCAGCUACUCUCUAAUUCAUUAAAGUCAACGCAAUUUAAAUCUUCUUCCUCCCCUUCACUAUUACUUAUCUCGGCUUGCCUAUUUAUGAGCUAAAGAUGAUUUAUAGAUAAUUAUUUUUCUCCAGAGAUCCAUAAUGCUCCAAGCAUUAUCUCGGCUUAGGGGUCCCUACAUAAGGCCUGGUGCAUCACAGGGGUUUGACUUGGAGCCCAUUUGCCAUGUUUUUCUCUUGGUCUAGGAUAAUACUUGGCUUAGAAAAACUUGGUACCAGCCAAACCAAUUUACUGUCCUACUCAUGUCACUCUCUAAUUCAUUAAAGUCAACGCAAUUUAAAUCUUCUUCCUCCCCUUCACUAUUACUUAUCUUGGCUUUGCCUAUUUAUGAGUUAAAGAUGAUUUAUGGAUAAUUAUUUAUCUCCAUAGAUCCAUGAUGUUAUUUGUUCUCGAGCUUGAUGCAGAUUGGAGUACACUUUGGAGGAAAUUUCUACGAAUUCGUUCCCUGGGACGGUGCUGUCAACUGGGAGAUCGCUCCUUGGGGUUUCUGGCGCAUUUGUGGAGAAAACAAGUCAUUUCUGGUAAAUUCGUCACCUCUUAUUCUCAUAUAUUUUAUUUUCGAGAGAGGAGAAAGGGAAAUUUUCAGACUAAAAUCAGUUUUUACUUUAAUAUUAUAAUAUUUAUUUUAAAUUAUAUUGAUGCUAUUUUUACCAGUAAAAAAAGAAGUCUAGAGCUUCUCAAUACACCUCCAUGGAACCAAAUUUUCGCGGAUUUAUUUCUUCGUUGGAACCCUUUUUUAGAAGAAAUAUUGCAAUGAUCACCGACCAGUUUGUGACAGAGCAGGUGGAAUUGGAGGCUACAACGACGGAGCCCGGAACCCCCUUGCGUGCUCCGACACCAGAAGCUGGGCUGGUCACUGCAUGCAAGGACACCUGCUUUGCUGAUCUCACCUUGAAAAUAUGGGAAAGAAAAUCUGAUGGAAGCAAGGGCGAGGUAUUCUUACAUUUCUAUUAUUAGCCUCCCAACAAUCAUGGAAUGGCCUCAAAUUUACUAUGUUGACUUCUCCCACAUUGCCCAAGAAGGUCAAUUCUCCCAUGGUUAGAUUAAAUGGCCAUAUUCUAAUGAUUGCCUAUCAGCCCAGGAGGAACCCUUGAGAUCGUAUGACCAUUCCCCCCCCCCUUUUUCUCUCCAUGCCCAGAAGCCCGUUGACUUUGUUAGAGUGGAUAAUUUCUUGGGUGUGACAGCUGGUACUCGACGUAACUAGCACCAUGGCGGCAGUUGAGGUGGGCGGCGGACCAUGGUUUGACACUUGGAAAGGCUCAGGGGAUGUGCCAGAGCCAAUCAAGCAGGUCUUGAGACUGCCGAUCAACGCCGAAGACUUCUUCCCCGUCCCAUUUCUUAAACCCCCCGGGCUCUAA
Molecule: messenger RNA, 6878 nt
Organism: Spirodela intermedia
Lineage: Eukaryota; Viridiplantae; Streptophyta; Magnoliopsida; Alismatales; Araceae
Source: the annotation of a GenBank genome assembly